UCACGUUUACCAUGUCUGACAGUAGCACCAGUUCCGAUAGCUCGGUAUCCCAGUUUUUGGCGGCAUUGAUCCCCACUGCGGUCAUCGCAGCUGUGUUUAUACUUCUCUUCAUUGCCAUCCGUAAGAAGCAGAAGAGAGUCUAUGAACCUCGUUCCAUCAUCGAGACCGUCCCAAAAGAUUUGCAAACCGAGUCCACUCCGACGGGCUUAUUUUCCUGGGCUCCCCAUGUUUUGAAGAAAUCCGAGUCCUACCUCAUCCAACAAGCCGGUAUUGAUGGCUACUUCUUUAUCCGUUUUCUUCUUGAGUUUGGUUUGAUUUGUAUCUUGGGAUGUUUCAUCACUUGGCCAAUCUUGUUCCCUGUCAAUGCCACCAACAGUAAUGGCCAAAAGGGUUUCAAUGCCAUCUCAUACUCCAACGUCAACAACAAAUGGAGAUUUUUGGCCCACAUUUUUGUUUCCUGGAUUUUUUUUGGCUCCGUCCUCUUCUUGAUCUACCGUGAAAUUGUCUACUACACUACAUUUAGACACGCUGUACAAACUACUCCAUUGUAUGAUUCUCUACUUUCAUCAAGAACUCUUCUCCUCACAGAAAUUCCUGAAAGUCUUUACGAAGAGGAGACAUUGCGUUCGUAUUUUCCACCAGCUAAGACUAUAUGGUAUGCUAGAGACUAUAAAAAGUUAGAAAAAGAUGUAAAGGAACGUACCAAGUUAGCUGGUAAAUACGAAGGGGCUGCCAACAAGGUCAUCAUUAAGGCUGUCAAGAUGAGGAACAAGGCAAUCAAGAAGAAAAAGCCAACACCAGAGCCUGCCGAUGAAAUUGAUAAAUACUUGAAGGAUGGAAAGAAGAGGCCAACUCAUAGGUUGAAGUUCUUGAUCGGUAAGAAGGUCGAUACAUUGAACUAUGGUGUCGAGAGACUUGGUGAAUUGAACACGUCGAUUAAAGAGCAGCAAGAAAAUUUCAAGGAAAACAAACAGGUUCCAUCUGUCUUCAUCGAGUUUCCAACUCAAUUAGACUUGCAAUUGGCCUACCAAGCCGUUCCAUUCAAUAAGGACUUGAAGGGUGUUAGAAGAUUUAGCGGAUUAGCUCCCAGUGACAUUAUUUGGGAAAACUUACCUUUAACCAAGAAGUCCAGAUGGGCUAAAAAAGUUGUUGCCAAUACUGUCUUGACUUUAAUGAUUAUUUUCUGGGCUAUCCCCGUUGCAGUUGUCGGUGCUAUCUCCAAUAUUAACUUUUUAACAGACAAAGUCCAUUUCCUUAGAUUUAUCGACAACAUGCCUGCAAAACUUAUGGGAAUUAUCACCGGUUUACUUCCAGUGGUUGCCUUGGCUAUUUUGAUGUCUUUGGUUCCUCCAUUUAUUAAGAAGAUGGGUAAAGUUGCUGGCUGUAUUACUAUUCAAGAAGUCAAUGGAUUCUGUCAAGCAUGGUUCUUCGCCUUCCAGGUUGUUCAUUCAUUCCUUGUUGUCACCGUUACUUCUGCCGCAGCUUCCUCUGUUACAUCUAUUAUAAGUAAGCCUGGUACCGCUUUGCAAUUGUUAUCAAGCAAUUUGCCUAAGGCUUCAAAUUUCUAUCUAGCAUUCUUCUGCUUGCAGGGCUUGACUAUUCCCUCUGGUUUGUUGUUGCAAAUUGUUCCUUUGAUUUUGUCACAGGUUUUCAGCAGACUUGCUAGUACCCCUAGAGCUAAAUGGAACGUAUGGUAUAAAAUAGGUUCCCCUGACUGGUCUACCACCUAUCCCGCUUAUCAACUCUUGGCAGUGAUUGGUUUAUGUUAUGCCAUCAUAGCACCAUUGGUGCUUGGAUUUGCUGGUAUCGCUUUUCUUGUUAUUUACUUGGCCUACAUUUACACCUUGGUUUAUGUUUUGCAGCCAAACCCUGUAGACGCUCGUGGUAGAAAUUACCCAAGAGGUUUGUUGCAAUUAUUCGUUGGAUUAUACUUGGCUGAGGUUUGUCUUACAGCUAUGUUUGUCUUUGGUAAGAAUUGGGUCUCUGUUGCUUUGGAAGCUCUCACCAUUCCAGUUACUGUCGCUGUUCACCUCUACUUGAAGUGGAAGUACUUACCAUUGUGGGAAACAGUUCCAAUUUCUGCUAUUAGAUACGCGGCUGGCAACAAGUCACUCGAAUAUCCAAUGCACGACCAGGGUUACAAAGAAAUUAAGACAGAGGGUACUAACUACUGGGAAGGUGGUAAUGAACUUGGUGCCUAUCAAGACCAGGAUGUCACAAUCCAAGGAGGCGCAUCUGAGAGGGCAAACGAAUCUGGACCCGAGUCCAAGGUUGCUGGCUCAGAUGAAUCAGACAAGCAUAGUCCCUUCGACAAGGCAUCCGAGCUUGAAGGAGGUAAGACUGCUGCUGUCGGUCAAGUUGUGGCUGUUCCAGGAAAGGGUGUUUCUUGGUUAACAAAGUUCUUCAAGCCAAAAUCCGAAACCUUUGAUAUCGUACGUGCGAAGAUGCCAGCAUGCUACUUCAACUACAUUGAAUACAAUGAUGAGUUCGUGAAGACAGCUUAUGCUGAUCCAUCUGUUACUGACGAAGAACCUCACAUUUGGAUUGUCAAGGACAAUUUGGGUCUCUCUGACAUUGAGAUGAAUAGGGCUAUUGAAGGUGGAGUUGAUGUUUCCAACAGUAAUACCGAGUUCAACGAGAAGGGUUCCGCAACCUACACCGGACCACCACCUAGUUACGAAGAGGCACUCAAAGUUUAAUUUUCUCUAUUUAGUUUGUAUUAUUUGUUUGCUACAAGUGUUCUCUCCUUUAGUUUCAACUUCAGUCAUGCUUCUUAAAUGACAUUAAUUGUAUAAUAAACGAUAUUUAUUUGGAAA
This is a messenger RNA of Scheffersomyces stipitis CBS 6054, 2816 nucleotides long. RefSeq names its product Phm7p (gene PHM7). Gene Ontology annotation, cellular component: plasma membrane. The transcript has a single exon. The coding region runs from base 12 to 2699 and encodes 895 amino acids. NCBI's taxonomy places the organism in Eukaryota, Fungi, Ascomycota, Pichiomycetes, Serinales, Debaryomycetaceae. Gene Ontology annotation, molecular function: calcium-activated cation channel activity. The record is from RefSeq and is a predicted model, not a curated record.